Messenger RNA from Penicillium samsonianum, 453 nucleotides. RefSeq names its product ATP synthase subunit C family protein. Gene Ontology annotation, biological process: proton transmembrane transport; proton motive force-driven ATP synthesis. NCBI's taxonomy places the organism in Eukaryota, Fungi, Ascomycota, Eurotiomycetes, Eurotiales, Aspergillaceae. The transcript has a single exon. Gene Ontology annotation, molecular function: proton transmembrane transporter activity. Bases 1 to 453 code for a protein of 150 amino acids. The record is from RefSeq and is a predicted model, not a curated record.
AUGGCCGCCACUCGUGUCUUCACCUCCCGCAUGGCCUCCGUCAUGGCCCAGACCUCCAAGGUCGCCCGCCCUGCUGCUCGCUUCCAGCUCAACGCUGCCACCAAGCGCACCUUCACCCAGAAGGCCCCCGCCUUCGGUGCCCCCAAGCGCAUCCAGUCUCCCACUCUCCUCCAGGCCAAGGCCUUCCAGACUGCCGCCCGCCGCCAGUACUCCUCCGAGGUCGCCUCCGCCAUGGUUGAGGUCUCCAAGAACAUCGGUAUGGGUUCCGCCGCCAUCGGUCUCGGUGGUGCCGGUAUCGGUAUCGGUCUCGUCUUCGCCGCUCUCCUCAUGAGUGUCUCCCGCAACCCUGCCCUCCGUGGCCAGCUCUUCUCCUACGCCAUUCUCGGCUUUGCCUUCGUCGAGGCCAUGGGUCUCUUCGAUCUCAUGGUUGCCAUGAUGUGCAAGUACGUCUAA